Suillus discolor is the source of this 1103-nucleotide messenger RNA. RefSeq lists its product as uncharacterized. The record is from RefSeq and is a predicted model, not a curated record. The transcript has a single exon. NCBI's taxonomy places the organism in Eukaryota, Fungi, Basidiomycota, Agaricomycetes, Boletales, Suillaceae. The annotation marks the transcript as partial. Gene Ontology annotation, molecular function: protein binding.
UAUGCAGUCCAACAAUUCUCACAAUGCACUUCAUUCGACUAUUUGUCGCCUUCCCACGGAACUCCUCUGUCAAAUCUUUCUGUACUGCAUGCCAGAAGACGAAGAAUGGACGCCUGGACCAGAUCCGAGUCUAGCCCCCAUGCUGUUGACCACAAUAUGUCGACGAUGGCGGGACGUUGCUGUGGACAUACCGAGUCUAUGGCGCAAGCUGCGAUUGGAAGUCGGAGACAGUGACUGGCAGAAGAAAGCUUUCUGCUAUGAGUCCUACCUCAAGCGAUCACAAGGACGUCAGUCAUUGACACUCGAGAUUCGUGACGAAGACUGGACGGUGCCACGAAGCCUGCUCCAACCAUAUGUCCAUCAAAUCUCGAAUCUGUCUAUCGAGUUAUUCCCCGGGGUUGACUCCUGCCCAGUGGUGGCAGCGGACUUCGGCGGACUUCAGGAGCUGAGCGUGCACAAUUACGGUACUGCAGAAGCCAUCGCGAAUUCUGUCGCACAAUUGCCUCCCAACGUGCACAGUCUGAAGUUGACGAACGUGUGGCUUACCAAGAGGGAGUUAUCUGGCUUCAAUCCUCUUGCAUGGGCCAGUCUCACAAGUCUUGAGAUCAUGGUAGAGGAAUUAAACUUGAUCCCCUGCUUGCUCCGUCUAUGUCCCAACCUCUCGUCCUUGACGAUGAUAGGAAACUUCACGGGGGAGAUCGAGACCUCAGAAAUAUUGGAGCACACCAAACUUCAAUCUUUGCACCUAGACGAGGCCUCGGAUGUCGACACGCGCGAGAACGCGAGCAGAAUUUUCGAGCUAUUCGAUGCCGUGACACUCCCCAAUCUACGGGAGGUCAAGGUUUGCAAUAUAGGACGAUGGCCUCACGAAGAGUUCAAGGAGCUUUUGGAACGGUCACAGUGUCCCCUAGAGCGCCUGACCUUUGAUGGUUUUGUGAUAAGAAAGAAAGAAGAGCUAGCAGAAUAUGUCACCCUUCUUCCUUUGCUUAAAAUAGCGAUGUACCCUCAUUAUUAACAGACCAAACUCCCCAAUUUGGUUUCAAAUAGUACAUAGUAGUAUAGUAGUUGAUGAUAGCGGACUUACGAUACAGAGGUUAGAAACG